Physeter macrocephalus (sperm whale) is the source of this 1437-nucleotide messenger RNA. RefSeq names its product synaptotagmin 17 (gene SYT17). The transcript has 8 exons. The coding region runs from base 1 to 1437 and encodes 478 amino acids. The record is from RefSeq and is a predicted model, not a curated record. Gene Ontology annotation, biological process: regulation of dopamine secretion; cellular response to calcium ion; calcium ion-regulated exocytosis of neurotransmitter. Gene Ontology annotation, cellular component: exocytic vesicle; plasma membrane. Gene Ontology annotation, molecular function: syntaxin binding; clathrin binding; calcium ion binding. Lineage: Eukaryota; Metazoa; Chordata; Mammalia; Artiodactyla; Physeteridae.
AUGGACUCCACCUAUCAAUGGCGGGAUUAUAAAGAGUUUGUGACCACUUUUAACCUACCACGGGCAAAGUGGCCGUGGCGGCGCCAUGCCCGGGCCGGAGUGAGUGCGCGCGGGCGAAAAUGGCGUACAUUCAGAGUCUCCGAUCUGCUGCUCUGCAGAUGGACUUGCCGGCACUGCUGUCAGAAGUGCUAUGAAUCCAGCUGUUGCCAGUCGAGUGAGGAUGAAGUUGAAAUUCUGGGACCUUUCCCUGCCCAGACUCCUCCCUGGCUGUUGGCCAGCCGGAGCAGUGACAAGGACGGGGACUCCGUCCACACAGCCAGUGAAGUCCCGCUGACCCCGCAGACCAACUCCCCAGAUCGGAGAUGCUCGUCUUCAGACGCAUCUAAGUCUACGUACAGCCUGACCCGGAGGAUUUCGAGUCUCGAGUCCAGACGACCCAGCUCCCCACUCAUCGAUAUUAAACCCAUCGAGUUCGGUGUUCUCAGCGCGAAGAAGGAGCCCAUCCAGCCCUCGGUGCUCAGACGGACCUAUACCCCGGAUGACUAUUUCAGAAAGUUCGAGCCCCACCUGUACUCCCUCGGCUCCAACAGAGACGACGUGGACUUUCUGACGGACGCAGAGAUCCUGUCCAAGUACCAGCUGGGCAUGCUGCACUUCAGCACCCAGUACGACCUGCUGCACAACCACCUGACGGUGCGCGUGAUCGAGGCCAGGGACCUGCCACCUCCCAUCUCCCACGACGGCGCGCGCCAGGACAUGGCGCACUCCAACCCCUACGUCAAGAUCUGCCUCCUGCCGGACCAGAAGAACUCCAAGCAGACCGGGGUCAAACGCAAGACCCAGAAGCCCGUGUUCGAGGAGCGCUACACCUUCGAGAUCCCCUUCCUGGAGGCGCAGAGGAGGACCCUGCUCCUGACUGUGCUGGACUUUGAUAAGUUCUCACGCCACUGUGUCAUCGGCAAGGUGGCCGUGCCUUUGUGCGAGGUCGACUUGGUGAAAGGCGGACACUGGUGGAAGGCGCUGAUUCCCAGUUCUCAGAAUGAGGUAGAACUGGGGGAGCUGCUUCUGUCACUGAAUUAUCUCCCUAGUGCUGGGAGACUGAACGUUGAUGUCAUUCGAGCCAAGCAACUUCUUCAGACAGAUGUGAGCCAAGGUUCAGAUCCCUUUGUGAAAAUCCAGCUGGUACAUGGACUCAAGCUUGUGAAAACAAAGAAGACAUCCUUCUUAAGAGGCACAAUUGAUCCUUUCUACAAUGAAUCCUUCAGCUUCAAAGUUCCCCAAGAAGAACUGGAAAAUGCUAGCCUAGUGUUUACAGAAUUUCUCAAGGCAACUGCUGCAGGAAUUGGCCUGGGCAUAGGCUUCGAAGGGGGCCUGUCAGUGAUAACCAGUGCCGAGCGGCUGCAGAACACCGGGGAAGGGAAGCCAGGCAAUGAAUGA